This is a messenger RNA of Penicillium argentinense, 1515 nucleotides long. RefSeq names its product hexose carrier protein. Gene Ontology annotation, cellular component: membrane. Bases 1 to 1515 code for a protein of 504 amino acids. The record is from RefSeq and is a predicted model, not a curated record. The transcript is spliced from 2 exons. Lineage: Eukaryota; Fungi; Ascomycota; Eurotiomycetes; Eurotiales; Aspergillaceae. Gene Ontology annotation, biological process: transmembrane transport; carbohydrate transport. Gene Ontology annotation, molecular function: carbohydrate:proton symporter activity.
AUGGGACCAACGCAGUCGCCGACAUUCAUCGGCCUCAAAGGUCAGAACCUCGUUUAUGCCAUCACGUUCUGCUGCUCUAUCGGCUUUCUUCUUUUCGGAUAUGACCUGGGCUUUAUGGGUGGGUUAACCACCUCCCCUGAGUUUCUCGAGGUCUUUGGCAACCCCGGCGCCUCCUCCUCGCCUUUCUUGUCGCGUCUUACGAGGUGGGCGCACUUCUGGGCGCACUGCGCAGUGAUCGUCUGCAUAGGGGCUAUUCUCCAAGCAACCACCUUUGGACUAGCCCAAUUCCUCGUUGGACGCAUAGUCGCGGGCUUUGGGCUCGGAAUGAUGACGACCGUAAUUCCAAUCUGGCUGUCCGAGUGCAGCAUGCCACAGUCUCGAGGCAGAAUGAUGGCAAUGCAACUGUCGAACCUCAUUAUGGGUCUCAUCCUGGCGAACUGGCUCGACUACGGCAUGGCCUCCUAUUCCGUGUCGGUUCAAUGGCGAUUUCCGUGCGCUUUCCAGACCGUUUUUUGCUUCAUCGUUCUCGUCUUCAUGCCGUUUAUCCCCGAGUCGCCCCGUUAUCUCUGUGCCAAGGGGGAUGUUUCUCGCGCUAGGAUAUCUCUUGCUGCGCUGCGUGCCGGCCAUCCCGAUGACCACGCGAUCGUGGAAGAGUUCAAGGAGAUUCAAUAUGCGAUCAGUGUUGAAGCAGAGGAAGCUGGCUCUUGGACUGAUGUCUUCAAGGACAAUGGCAUCAGUGUCUUCACCAGAGUUGCGAUCGGCUUUUCGGCCAACUUCUUCCAGCAGCUGUCUGGGUGCAAUGUGAUGUCGUCCCUCGGCCCGUACGUAUUCCAGGACUCGAUUGGAAUGUCACGCAAUGAUGCGAUGCUAGUCUCUGGUGGCCUGCAGGUAUUCUAUUUCCUUAGUAGCCUGAUACCUUGGUUUGUCAUCGACCGAGUUGGGCGUCGCCGGCUCUUUAUGACUGGAUCCGCCGGUAUGGGAGUCUGCAUGUUGCUGUCGGCAAUCUUUGUCGGCAUUAGAACGACUGGCCUGGGAUACGCUGCCGCGGUCGCUUUGUAUUUCUUCCAGACUUUCUUCACGCUCGGGUGGCAGUCGAAUAUGUGGAUUUAUCCUAGCGAGCUGCUCCCGCUAAAGCUGCGACUCCGAGGCGGUGCCCUUGGCGUCAUUUCGCAGUGGCUAUUUACAUUUUUGGUCGUCGAGAUCACUCCGGUGAUGAUCACAAAUAUCGGAUACAAGUGCUACAUUGUCUUCGCCGUGAUCAAUUUUGCGACCUUGCCACUUGUGUAUUUUUGCUACCCGGAGACCAGCAAAAUGCCGCUCGAGGCUGUUGAUUUGUUCUUUGCUGAUCGCAAUAGCCAACGGCCGUCGCUUUGGCGGGUGGUUAAUGACUCGACGAAUAAAGAAUUUGUUCAAAGGGUCGAAAGAGAAUUGCAGGAGAGAGCGAGGUUACGGGCCCUGUCUGGGGAUGAAGCUGGGGAGGCAAAAGCUGGCUAUCUGGAGACGGCAACUGCGUGA